Phanerochaete carnosa HHB-10118-sp is the source of this 726-nucleotide messenger RNA. RefSeq lists its product as uncharacterized. The record is from RefSeq and is a predicted model, not a curated record. Bases 1 to 726 code for a protein of 241 amino acids. NCBI's taxonomy places the organism in Eukaryota, Fungi, Basidiomycota, Agaricomycetes, Polyporales, Phanerochaetaceae. The transcript is spliced from 4 exons.
AUGGCACAGACGCCUGCUGGCCUAAAUAUGCUCACAAUCUUCGUGAGUCGCGCGUCGACGCUGAAGUACGAGAACGUGCCGGAUGACGAGCGUCCAACGCCUGAUGAGUUGUCUCAGUGCCGCCUAUAUGGUGUAGAAGAGGUGACAUUCCGAGAGGUCAAUAGCGCCACCCUGGCGGUCCUGCAAGUCCUCUUCGAGCCCACGACGCUACAGAAAAUCACGCUGCUCGGGGAGAAAAGUUGGUACUGGCAGAGCGACAGCUUCUUUGUGUCGUUUAAUGUCUUUCUGGAAACAACCUGCCAAGGAAUUACGCAUCUGUCAUUGAACACUGGAUACCUCGGGCGCGGCUCUAUCAUAGAUGGCUGCGCUCUCACUGCGCUGCGCUCACUUUCCCGCCUCGAGAUUCUCGAGUUGAAUAUCCCGCGAAAUCUUAUCCUCUCUGCGUCGGUACAGUUUGACAAGGCACUCGCGCAUGCACCCGAGACACUGAGCCACCUGCGUCUGAACCUUUCACCCAUGGCAUUCGAAGUUCUCUUUCGGCCUUCUCCACGCAAUAUCGCGCACGUCUCGCAGCUGAUGGACACGCUGCGAAGUGUACGGUUCACAAUUCUCGUGCACUCAUUCGAGAGCCAUAGCGAGGUGGACGUCUGGCGGGGGUGGCUGGAGCGAGUGCUCCCCGCUCACUUGCAAGGCUGCUAUACACUGACCGUGGAACGAGACACCUAA